AUGCCGUCGCUCGACUAUCCCAACCCUUACGAUCCAGCUCUUCCUCCAUGUUCCGAUAUGCCCUCUCCCAAGGACGAUGACAAACCCCGCCGUCGCAAAAAGGACCUCGACCGUGAGCGCGACUCAACCACAACGCCCCGCGAAAAACAACGAUCGCACAAGUCUUCGAGCUCCACCAAGCUUCCUCUGCCUAAGCGGGCAGGCAGCAGGGAGCGGGACCGCGACCGUGACUCUCCCCGACCAGUGUCGAGCUCGGAUAGGGCGUCUGCCCGGACGCCCACCAAAGAAAAGAGACUAUCCCCCAAAUAUCCUCUCCCGGAAAUGGACCGUCGUGUGACCUCUUCAUACCCCAGUUUCAGCAAGGCACACAGCAGGGAAUCUGUUAGAGAACAUGGCCCAGAUGGAGCAGAGGGAGGGGAUGAGGAGACGAAGAGGAGAAACUCCUCUCAGUCAGUCAAUGCUGCUGCUGCCGCCCCGAGUCGGGCUCCGCCCAGUCCACCGCUCACCGCCGAGGAUCCGGAUAUCAACCGUUCAGGCAGUGGGAGGAGCAUGCGUGAUGAAGCAGACGUAAAGGUCAAGGCGGACACAGGACGAAGGAGUGUAGACAGUGGAUCGAGGAGCAAAGGCGUAAAGAGUGAAAAGUCGGCUGCUAGUCUUCACAAGGAGGCACGGUUCGUUGGGUCAGAGAUCUCAGGCAUGCCUGGAACCUUCCCAGAAGACGAGCGCAAGUCAACACCGAACAGCAGUUAUCGCCGUACAGCAUCAACUACCUCGCACACUGCGUCUCAACCGGCCUCAACUCUUACCGAGGACACCACCGACUCGGACGCCACAUCGAUCGCUCCCGAUCGGAAACCCAGCCGCAGGCCACAUCACAUUGCAACAAAGAACGAAUACCUCCCCACAAAUGGAGAUCACUCGCAACCGAGAACGCCUACCCAAGAUCCCGAUUUUGCACCUCACAUGAGAGCUACUCCAGUGAUUGAUGUCGGCAUGGCCAAUACUCACACGGCAAGGUCCUUUGCAACUCCCUUGACAGCCAAGCAGAUGCCCAUGCCUCCACCACCGCCUCCGCCACCUAUUGCUGGACCUAAAGAAGCUCCCAGGGUUGACUACCUCCUCAAGCACGGCGGGUUGUCGUAUCCAGUCCCGAAGAGGCUCGUGCAGACUGGUCCUUCGGUUCCGGUUCAGCAGUACAAUGUCUAUCAGUCUCCAGCACUCAGUCAGGCUGCACCCAUGGAGGAGUAUGCAAAGGUGUUCGGCGGAAUUCACAAACGAUUGGACGAUUAUCUGCAGGUCAUCCGCAACAAUGGGUCCCUGGCGGUCGCCACUGGAUACAAGUCUGUGGCACGUCGACUGCUCGAUAAGCUAUCGCAAGUCUUUGCUCGCGACAUCUCGUCUCAGCGCUGCGACUGUGUCGUUUGUAAGACGGUCCCACAGCCGAGCCUUUCCGAUGAAGAGGACAGCGGUGUGAGCUGGGGUGAGAUUUUGGAGUUUGUGGCUGGACGCCGUGAGCUACCACAGUGGCCUCCUUUUUCGAUUCAGCCCGAUGAUAGUGGACUUGGGAUUUCGGGCGCCACAUCAGCCCCCAUGCAGAAACUCGACAUUGAUGUUCCCGACGAGUAUCGGGACCACYACAUCCGACAGAACCAGAAGACAAAGCGAGCGGUGCAAAGCUGGCUGUCGCAGCAGCCCGACGUCCCCGAGAGUCCACCAGAGGAGGCUGACGAGGAUACUCUAAUGUUCGCCAUGAUGACCAAAUUGACAAUGCAACAACGGAACCUCUUCAUAGCCCUGAUGCAUGGACAGAAUUUCGUCUCGGAGGCCCGGGCGCCGACACCCGCUGAACGUYCCUCCACGUCCUCCAACGCGCUCAGGAGGGCGAAGAAUGCUCUUCAACGGCUGUAUCGACUGGAUAGACCACCACGAGAUUGCGAGAGCGCCAUGUAUCUUCUUAACAAUCCUCAUUUACACGGCAUGCUCGCAACGCUUGCAGAAGUCAAUGAGGGUGAGUGGGACAUACUCAUCUCGGGAAGGUUUGAUGGCUUCCUGUGGUCCGGCGCAGAAGCGGYGUUCCCUCCCUCUGUCUCUGCGUUUGCGUCGCAAGCUUCGUCGCGGGUGCCAUCCAGAGCAGCGAAUGCCACGCCGUACUCGCGGAAUGGGACGCCAUUCAGUGGACUCAGUGCCAUACCCUCACGCAACACCACCCCUUUCAGCCCGGAUGCAAUACAAAUGCCGUCAAUGUUCCYAACUCGAGGUCCAACGCCUGGCCCUAAUGGUAUGGGUGUUGCUCCACCCGCACCAGUCCAGCUCGAUGAGGAUACCGAGAUUGCAGUCGCUGCUGAGUUGGAGCGCAAUCUAUUCCUGGACAUGGAACGUCUGGAAGAUGCAUUUGAGAUUCUUCAUGGAAGAGCAGAGUUGGUUCGCCAAAUGCUCCGUGAACGAUCCGCUGGUCUAUCUGCCCAGGCUCAGCUUCGUCGCGGAUACGGAGAUCCCGUUGGCGUGCGACUAGACACGCCUGCGAGUGGCAUGACAGACUUUGAGGAAGAAGAGGACGACGGGCUAGGCGAUACCGCCAGUCUAGCGCCCGAUGACAGUGCCAGCCAGAUUAGUGUCAAUCGCCGCCAUCGCCACAGACAGCGCGAACGCAAGACACCACUGCCCGAGGCUCUUCCGGAAGAGGACGAGAGCGUGUUCGAAGAGCAUAACGACCGCGCUCGGAAGGAACGCAGCGGGAGACGAUCAAAAUACUGA
Messenger RNA from Ramularia collo-cygni, 2754 nucleotides. RefSeq lists its product as uncharacterized. Lineage: Eukaryota; Fungi; Ascomycota; Dothideomycetes; Mycosphaerellales; Mycosphaerellaceae. Bases 1 to 2754 code for a protein of 917 amino acids. The record is from RefSeq and is a predicted model, not a curated record. The transcript has a single exon. Gene Ontology annotation, molecular function: DNA binding. Gene Ontology annotation, cellular component: nucleus.